AACUUUGACAUCACUUAACGCGAAAGCGCGCAUCUUAUCUUACCAUCAAUGGUCCAGGGCAAAACAAAGGGUCUUCAUAGCAAGGUUUCAUCGUCAAGACAAGCUGCUAAGGCCGCUGCUAACCCGAAAAAAGGGAAACGGUACAUCCCACCCAAAAAGACCGCUCUUGUCAGGCAGGCUUCCAUGAGGCAGUCACUGACGGCCAAGAUAAACAAAUCCAUCGAACAGCAAAUGGUAUCUGCUGCAUCAGCCGGCAAACUCUCGAUCAUGAAAAACACCCUCGAUGCGUAUGUCUGAUAGUUCCCGUAUACGUAUUUACCCAUAUUCUGCGCAGCGAACCACCCAAGGUGACUCCGAGUGGAAAAACCUCCAAGUCUUGACAGUUCGUGUGCUGUUGCUGGUGUGAUUUUACGGAUUUGACCCUCGAGUAUUCCGUCGGGACGAUAAGGCUCCGCGUGGCCAAUCGACAUACGCAGUUCGCAUGUCAUUUGAGUGACCGGAUAUCAAGCAGCACCACAGAGAAGGUUGAUGGACGACGGUAUAUUAUAAAUGACUAUAGCAUGCUUGAACAAUUGCAAGAUAUAAACAAUUGCAAAAUAUAAC
Suillus fuscotomentosus is the source of this 603-nucleotide messenger RNA. RefSeq lists its product as uncharacterized. The record is from RefSeq and is a predicted model, not a curated record. Bases 49 to 297 code for a protein of 82 amino acids. Lineage: Eukaryota; Fungi; Basidiomycota; Agaricomycetes; Boletales; Suillaceae. The transcript is spliced from 3 exons.